AUGGUGCUGAUGAACGACGAUGACCUGGAGGAACUGGCCUACAUAUGCGAGGACAUCCCGCCGCCCGGCUCGAGCCCAGACGAGGACUACCACGUCGACGAGUCCCUCCGGCAAGAGUGCACCGAGCUAGCACGGCCUGCCGGCGAUGGUGCCAGCGUGCAGCACGUCGUCGUGUACAGCCUUGCCGUCGGGCCUCGGCCGGGCGGCCUGUUCAACGGCCUAUGCUGGCAGGUGCGCGAAGCGCAGGAUCGCAUCUCCGUGUCGUUUUGGGACGUUUACCGCGAGUUUGACCACUGGGAGCGCAACGCCCUGCUCCGCCGCGGACUGGGCAUGAGUCCGCACGCCCACAGCUUCGGGCCCGAGACCGACUCCGAGUCCAGCGGCGGGAUUGCCGACUGGAUGAUCGGGAAGCUUGAGUGGCUGCUCGAGCGUCGUGGCGGCAGUGGCGACGGCGCGGAGCCAUCCUGGACGUGGGUAGGGGCGGAGGAUCAAAAGGACGACGACGAUAUGUUCGCCAACCCGUUGUGCACGCGUCUUUCUGACUCCGACGGCUGCGUCAGCCAGGACGAGUUCGGCGCGUGGACUGACGAGUAA
Messenger RNA from Phaeoacremonium minimum UCRPA7, 594 nucleotides. RefSeq lists its product as hypothetical. Lineage: Eukaryota; Fungi; Ascomycota; Sordariomycetes; Togniniales; Togniniaceae. Bases 1 to 594 code for a protein of 197 amino acids. The record is from RefSeq and is a predicted model, not a curated record. The transcript has a single exon.